AUGGCUCACCUCCUGCCCCGCGAACUCGAGUCGAACCUCGUUUCCGAUAUGCUCACCGACGUUCCAACCGCAUCCAAGGAUCUUCUACUUCAACGCAUCAAGAGAGAUCUCCGCUUCCAUCCUUUCGGCAUUAUCUACAUUGACGUUGAUCCUGAUAUUGCAGAAGUCUUCAUCGACCAACUUGAAGUACCUCUCACAGAAGAAUCUAUCUACAUCUCCUACGAGCCGGACACACCAGACUUACUGGUUGUCGGCAUGGACACUCCGCUCCUCGAUGCUGUUCAGAAUUGGUUCACUCAAUCCUUCUGCGACUGGGAAUUGAGCAAAGAUGAACGCGCUAACCUUGUUGUUGGCGCUUCCCGCACUCACUAUACAUUCCUCAAACCCUAUGACAUCUGUUCAAAAAAGCCCUUGCAAACCUUGCAUAUCAAACGCCAGAAACAUCCCGUCCUCGUCGUUCAGACAGGGUGGGAGGAGCAAUACUUGCCUCUAAGAACUGACAUGUGCGUUUGGUUUGAGGGAUGUAUCCCAACUCUACGCCAUGCCAUCCUUGUUGUCUACGAGCGAAAGAGGUCGAACGGUUCCGUCGCUUGCAAGGUAGAGCUGUUUGGUCGAUCUCCAGAAAUACCGCGCCCGUAUGAAAUACAAUCUUUCACCAUAACCCAAGACAAACUUGACGACCGCGUACUGGAAAUCACUCUGGCCGAUUUGUUCGCAGGGGUGCCCGAUACACCACAUGAUCCCUCCAAGAAGCUUAAGUUGAGCUUGGCCUUGCUGCAAGAAUCUACUUCGUCAGUGUUGGAAACUAUGGACCCAGACGAGGCAAUUGCGAGCUCCUCUAAGAAGCGCAAGCAUGCUUCCUAGAACUUUGUACCCACUUGGUCCUCUUGCUUAAGUCAUCGUGUUUGAGUGGGCCUUUCCUUAUGUCAUCUUGUUUGAGUGGUGACUCUUUGCUUUUACAUUAUCG
Messenger RNA from Aspergillus homomorphus CBS 101889, 967 nucleotides. RefSeq lists its product as uncharacterized. The transcript is spliced from 3 exons. Lineage: Eukaryota; Fungi; Ascomycota; Eurotiomycetes; Eurotiales; Aspergillaceae. Bases 1 to 864 code for a protein of 287 amino acids. The record is from RefSeq and is a predicted model, not a curated record.